This is a messenger RNA of Trichophyton benhamiae CBS 112371, 3750 nucleotides long. Its product is annotated as guanyl-nucleotide exchange factor, putative. The transcript has a single exon. The coding region runs from base 1 to 3750 and encodes 1249 amino acids. Gene Ontology annotation, molecular function: guanyl-nucleotide exchange factor activity. The record is from RefSeq and is a predicted model, not a curated record. Gene Ontology annotation, biological process: regulation of ARF protein signal transduction. Lineage: Eukaryota; Fungi; Ascomycota; Eurotiomycetes; Onygenales; Arthrodermataceae.
AUGUUUACUGACGGGAUUCUAGCACCGACAAUUAUCACUACCUCGCCGACGAAUCCCAAUCUGGAACAGCCAGUAAAGGGCCUGCCACCAAGUCAACCGCAUGGCCAGCUACAUUUUUCACGGUCAUCACACAACCUAGUCUCUGAUGCGGAAAUUGCUUCUCGAAGCUCGAGCCCGGGACUCACUGGAAGACCCAAGAAGGACCGUAGUGCUAACUCGACACCUCCGGCCUCCUCCAACGCAAGGCACUCUCACAUCUGCUUCGAAGAGGCUGGAAGACUGUCCACCACCUCUCUCCGUAGCGGAAACCGGGCUCAUGCACAUGCAGACUCACAGUCUGGCCUCUCCAACGCUCGCCUAUCUGAAUCUUCUCGUUCUGACGCAAGCUCUGGUGACAGAUCCAUGUCUUUUGGCCAGCCGUCGAAGAAAGAACCUGUUUCUGCCUCGUCAUCUAUAUUCCGGUUCCCCCGUCUAAAGAAAAGCAGAGCUUCUCUCUUUCCCGUACCCAUUAAACUGCCUCCCACAGAUGGCCAGGCGUACCAUCGCCAGACCCAAUCGAGCAAAUCUGCUGAGUUAUACAGCGAUUCGAACCUGCCAUCACCUUCACAUUCAUCUUCUGGCCGCCCAGCAUCAACCGCCGGAUCUCCUAGACCUCCACUCUUCCGCAAGGACUCUGCUACCUCAGGCCGAUCGAAGUCGUCUGUUUCGCCAUCUGCCACUGACCGUGCCAAACGCCGUGCCAGAUCUUCCACCCUAGGUUCUCUGCACCAGAUUCAGGACGACACUGAUGUCAGUUUAACACCAGACGUCACUCCACCGGCAAUCAGUGCUCCGCGGAAAUCUUUCAGUGAUCUUUUCAAUAUCCACUCCCGUCUUAAACACAGCCAGCAUGACCUCACCAUGACACCUCGGUCAGGAACCCCCACCGCUUCCACUCCUGGAGCUGGGCCCAGUCCAAUGACUCCUACGGCGUCUAAACCAAACUCGUUUUCCCUAGCUCGCGAAUUAUCUUCAUAUCCACCCCGUUCUCCAACUGAUACUUCCGCAACUUAUCUUUCCCGCCUGGAAUCAAGCGUUCAUCGUGGUGCCAUCGCAAGCAUCUUGUCCCAAUCGGCAGAAGAAUUCUACUCAGUGGCUCUACGCAAGUAUAUGCGUAGUUUCUCCUUCUUUGGUGAUCCGAUGGACAUGGCUAUUCGCAAGCUGCUGAUGGAAGCUGAAUUACCUCGUGAAACUCAACAUAUUGACCGCAUGAUUCAAUCUUUCGCCAAUCGCUACCAUGAAUGUAAUCCGGGAAUCUUUGAGUCCACCGAUCAAGCAUAUUUCAUUGCCUUUUCACUGCUCAUUUUGCACACGGAUGUGUUUAACAAGAACAACAAGCGGAAAAUGCAGCGCGCGGACUACGUUAAGAAUACUCGUGGGGAGGGCGUGGCCGAGGAAGUGCUUGAGUGCUUUUACGAUAAUAUCUGCUAUACCCCCUUUAUCCAUGUUGAAGAUGAAAUCAAUCUAAGUUCCCGUCUCUCAUCACCCAAAGCCCGAAGCAACCUCAUGACGAAGAUGGCAAGCACAGACCAUCUGAUGAAGUCAUCUAAGGAUCCAAUUGACCCGUAUGCGCUCAUUCUUGAAGGCAGGGUGUCCUCUUUACGGCCUAAUCUGAAGAAUGUCAUGGAACUCGAAGACAUCUACUCCUCAACUCCGGCGACAAACACACAUCUACCCUCCCCUCCUUCUAUAGCACAACUGAAUAACACCUUCGAUAAUCCGUGCAAACUUCAGAUUGUCUCUGCUCGCUCUCGACCAGAUGCAUUUAUGACUGAAUCGACUAUAGCCAACCCAGCAGAAUCUCAACCUGGCCUAGUCGAUAUUCGUGUCGUCAAAGUCGGUCUACUCUGGCGCAAGGACGCGAAAAAGAAAAAGGCUUUGUCGCCCUGGCAGGAAUGGGGCGCUGUGCUUACAGGCUCGCAGCUUUAUCUAUUCCGUGACGUUCAAUGGGUGAAGUCCCUGAUCUUACAGUAUGAUGCAAAAUGUAAGCAGGACAGCCGGCCCCCAGCAGUGACAUUCACACCGCCACUUACGGCAUUCAAACCUGAUACAAUUAUGUCUACUGCCGAAGCCGUCGCACUGCUUGACUCAAGUUACAAACGGCACAAGCAUGGCUUCCUUCUUGUGCGUCACGGGGGGUUUGAAGAGGUUUUUCUGGCCAACUCAGACGCCGAAAUGGCGGAGUGGGUGAAUUUGAUCAACUAUGCUGCUACGUACCGCACCAGUGGCAUCCGCAUGAGAGGUUCGGAAAAGGCAAAGCAAUCAAAUGCAGAUCCGCAGUAUACACAGGAAGCGCAUGCUGCACGCCGCGCGCAGAUAGCAGUACACAUCAAGGAAUCGAACGAGAAAUUAUUUGUUGCACAACGUCAGGUUGAUAUACUACUGAGGAACGCGAGACACUUACAACAUCUUACGCCCAUUCAUCCACGGACACGGGGACAGGUCAUCCUUGCAGCGGGUCGGAUGUCUGCUAAAGUGAAGUGGGCUCGACUUGACCUGGAACGCUUGAAGUGUCAUCGGGGAAUUUUGGCUAGAGAUCUGGCGGAAGAAGAGGGCCGUGUUGGCGCAGUAGGUUGGAAAAAGGAGGUUGGCCUUGCUCUUGGUCAAAUGAUGGACGGCGCCGGGGACGUUGGGGAGAGUAGCACAUUAGCGGGCGGAAAGGAUAGCGAGAGACUAUCGAUAUCAACUGCUCCUGCGCCAAACGGGAAUGGGCCAGUCGGAUCCGAAGCCGCAUCUAUUUCUGCAGAGAGCAAUCGGCACUCGAUGUCGUCCACCAUCGCAUCUAAACAGACGAACGUUUCUACUCCUAAUCCCAACUCUGUGACAACGCCGAUCACAGACACUGACAGCACAUCAAACACAGUCACUCCACGGCCAAGUGUUACAGAUGAUGACGACGAGGAGCAACGUUUCCUCCGCGAAACAGGGAUUCUUGCUUUGGAUACCGUCUCCCUGUCAAGCCCACCGAACUCUCCUGGCAAGCAGGAACCUAUCACACCUAUAUCCACCAAUUCGACAAACAAGGAUGCUGUUCAGCCCUCCCCUCCACCAUCUUCUGAACGUUCCAAAGUUCGACGCAGCUUCCAGCGUACUCUUCGAGAAGCCCACCACAAUGUUCCUCUUCAUCGCACCAGCCGCAAGGGCCGAGAUCGUGACUCUUCCAAUUCUGCCCAGUCUUCCACUCACUCUACUUCGGUCAAUUCUAGCACUGGCAACGGCAAUAAUCCAGGAACUCCAUCUACACCUACAGCUACCUCCGAUGAGCCCGGAACCCUCCCACGCAAAUCUCCCAGCUUCACCGUUCACGGCAAAAAGGCGUCUAUCAUCACAUUCGGUUCUGAAUGGCAGAUCCUUUCACCUGAGCAGAGGCUAAAGCAGCGUAAGCCGCAGUCGAACCAGCAGCUCCAGGCAGCCCAAGGCCAACCGGACAGUUCAACUGCUGGUGGUGAUGAUGGCACAGAUUCGGUCUUUGCGUCUUCCAUUGUCUCAACCAUUGGACCGGAAAGUGCAGAUCAGACAGGUACACAGAUAGCUAGGUCGACUAGCAUCGCAUCUGCUCUUACCUCCAAGUCCACAGAUACAGGUGCUCCGACGGUUCCAUCCCGUUGUUCCCCAGCAAUAAGUGACGUGUCGCAUACCCCGGGCUCCGGCUCCGGCAACACUAGUGAACACCAAGUCACUCAUGAUGAUUCAAAGCUUGUUGUAGCUUGA